This is a messenger RNA of Fulvia fulva, 552 nucleotides long. RefSeq lists its product as uncharacterized. Bases 1 to 552 code for a protein of 183 amino acids. Lineage: Eukaryota; Fungi; Ascomycota; Dothideomycetes; Mycosphaerellales; Mycosphaerellaceae. The transcript has 2 exons. The record is from RefSeq and is a predicted model, not a curated record.
AUGGCGGCGCUCAACCCAACCGCCAUCACCUUCGACUUAUCUGGUAUCAGCGCUCAGCUCAGCACCACUGUCGGCGGCACCAUGGGCGACAUCAAGACCACCCUGGAGAGCGGUUUCGCCACGAUCAACCAAUCCAUCACCAAGCUUUUUGAGCAACUUACCUCGCCACAAGACAAGGCGGAGGAUAAGCUCGACAUCUCGGGCAUGCGCGAGCAGAUCUUGGCCAACGUCCAGGUUCUCUGGCCUGCGCUGACGCAGGACACACCAUCGCGCAUGCCAGAACCAACGUUCUACCUCACCAUCAGGGGCACCGGCACUACGAUCUUUGGCGAAGUCUCCUACACAUACCCUCGGGGCCCCAAGGGCGAUGGCAUGAAGUAUCGCAUUUUCAGAGGCCCAGACUCGCCGUCACUUUAUCAGGCUCUCAAAUGUCUGUUCGGUCUCACCCGCGAGAUGCUCAAUGAGCUGGGAGCUAAAGCAAUCGGAAAACCGGCAGGCUGGCAGCAGGACGCGAGAGAGGGUAACUCCUUCUAUUGCUUUAUGCGUCGGUAG